Meloidogyne enterolobii is the source of this 1211-nucleotide messenger RNA. The record is from the annotation of a GenBank genome assembly. NCBI's taxonomy places the organism in Eukaryota, Metazoa, Nematoda, Chromadorea, Rhabditida, Meloidogynidae.
CAUUUUCCCACUACACCAAAAAUGACAAUUUUUCGUGGUGUGGUUGCUUAUUCUGCACGCGGACAUAUCGGGAUACAAUUACCCUACUGAUUUCGGGAUCCACGGCCACUGGGUCUUGGAUAGUAUAUUGUGAGUUUUUAUGUUUUAGAACAAACGUAAACACGCAAGAAAUUAUUUUUGUCACCCCAAUCCCGAUAUAUGUAUAAUCAAUCUUCUCUCAGUCUUAUUCUUCUAUCAUUUAAACUAGGGAUCUCAAAGGUUAUCCAAAUUAUCAUACCCGAAAUCCGAAACUCUAUCUUUUUUCUAUCCGAAAUCCCAAUCCGAAGAAAUUUGUAAAUCCGACCCGACUUUUUUCUUUUCCUGUGGCAUUCUUGAUCCAAACCACAUAUUAAAAUUAUUUUUAAAAAUUAUCAUCCAAUUUUCUCUUUUCUAAGACAAUUUUUUUUAUAAUAAUAUUCUUUAAAAAUCUAUGCACUUUAUUUUUUCCUCAUCAGUCUCAGACUUUUAUUCACCUCAAAAAAAAGAGAAUUAUGAUGAUAAUUGUUCUUCACAUAUCUAUAAAAAUAUUCCCUUCUUCACACCACAAAAGCUUCUCCUUCCCUCCAUCAGGUCGCCGUGCUGAUUGGUGCCAGCGUGACCUUCUAUCCCUUAAAUAUAUUUUUCCCUCAUCUUUGCCUCUUUCCAACAAACACAACAAAAACACGCGCAGAGUUUCCUUCCUCAUUCACCCCCUCAAUCAGCAAUUUUAUCGUUUAUUUAUUGGUUAUUUUUAGGUCGACAUAUAAGCACAAAACACUCUUUCUCUCCUUACUUUUAAUUUGAAUUCAAUGACUUUUUUGAAAAUCCUUGGGAUUCCUUCUUUAAUCUGUUGGAUUUAAACUCUUUCUCUUCUUUAAAAUUUAUUGCGUGAUCUGAUUUUUCUUUAGAAGUAUAACCAAAAGUUUUAUGCAAAGGGGUUAUAGAGAAGGAGAGGUUUUAUUUGAAUCUGCUUGACUCAAUCGACUUUGUCAAGGAACCUGAAGCAACAACUUUACAUAACAGCGAUACUCCUAACCUUAAAUUAGUGGUAUCACUUGAGGUAUUCACUCGGGAUGGAUUUUCUUCCGCCUUUCGUUUUCCGCCUAAUUUCGCGUUUUUUGGCCCUUCCGUCUUCCGCUUUUUUAAAUUCAAAAUUAUCCAUCCCUGAUGUUCACCUUUCUAACCCAUCAAUA